GCAGUUCGUAGCUUCAAGUUCUUUUUUAUUUUUGCAGAGGGCUGUAACACUAGUUGACGCAGGAAAUAGACUGAUUUCUUCUUCAUGAAUCGAUUAUAAAACUCUGCAUUAUGGCUGCUCUUUUGAAGGUGGGUCGCAAAAUCAAUAAUUUUAAGAACUUUUCUAUGUUACACGUAGUAUUUUAUUAUUGCAUGGGCGAUUAUUGUAACAAAUUGGUUCAAAAUAAGACUUAAGCUUACGUUAUUUUUUUUAAGCUUAAUAUCACUUUAAUUCAUGUCAAGUAUUUAUUAACAACAUGUUUAAUUUACUCUAAAAAGAAAUUAAAAAUGAUAACGCAACACUUUCAUGCCCAUGUAAAUUCAAGAUCGAACAUUAUUAUAAAAAGACCCUGCCUGGACCUUUUGGGAUUUGUGACAAUUACAGUAUGUUGUGGUUCUGAAGUCAUUUUCCCCUUUUGAGGGAAUUUUGAGAAUCAACCCACAGAUGUUAGGUUUGAAAAUGAAAAAAUAAAUAUAUAAAUGAAAUAAAUAACCUGUAUUUUGAAUUUUGGCCUCAGACAUAAGAACAUAUCAUGACCUACUCUAAAUUCAGCAGUUUGAACGACUGGAUAUGGAUAUUGAAUUAAACUUGAAGCAAGAGCCUGGGAAAUGCCAUUUAUACACACUAUUUCGAGAAAGGUUGUCACAAAAAACUUGCACGGGACAAUCCCGAAAGGUAAUAUGGGAUAUAAUCAAUGCACUGUCCCUGACACCGAAACUGUCAAACCUACUUUUGUUGCUUUCCUUUAGCAUCGGCAAACAUACAUGUAAGUCCAUGGCCUCUCAUGCCAUUCUUUCAAAUUUCCUUGAAGAACAGCAAAAUCAAAACCAUCCACCUUUUGGGAUUGUUGCAUGACUUUUUCCAACACCUAGUUUCUUGAAAAAAAUUUAGCUGUAUACAAACAAAGUGACUUAAUGUCAUGAGGAUAUUGCUGUUUGUGCUGACGUCAUUUUUAGUGCCUUUACCCGCAUACACAAAAUCCUCCUGUAGCAUUUAAAAAGAAGAGACAUGUAAGAUACCAAUGAAAUUUCAUCAGGAGGCACUAAUCAUAGGUAAUAAUGGUCUGUAAAAGGCAGGGCAAGAGUGAAUUGAGGUCUAAAAUUUUGAUUACCUCCACUCACUUUGCACAGUGGAAAUCUGUUGACAUCCAAUCAAACCUGAUCAGUGGAGGAGAGAGAUAGACUUAAAUCAACCUUGUAAGUUACAGUAGAACCUCGAUAACUCGACCUCAGAUAACUCAAAUUUCCUGCUAACUCAAAUUUUUUUGUGUGUCCCUUAAGAGUUCAUGUUCCUGAGGUUCCACCGUAUAGUGUUUACGUCGGGUCAUUCAAUAAUAUUUGCUGAAUUGUUUGUCUUCACAGGUUAAUAGCAAAAUUCUGACAGGCGAUAUUGCAGACCAGACCAGCUGGAUUAAAAAGGUACAGGCGGAAGUCAAUGCUCCUAUGCUGAGCAUUAUGGCUGCAGCAUUUAGAAGUGUUUAUAGUUUUACCACUGGACUUAUAGUUAUACCAGCUGCACAACAAGAUGGAGUAGUGUAUAAGUAUACAUUGGCGAAAUGCGAAGGUGCAUGUAUGAAUGGAUCAAGGAGCAUGAUAGGGAUAUAGGCGGCUUUCAAGAACUGAAACUUCAGCCAUCUCUGAACAUGCCAAUAAGACCAGGCAUUAUCCGCUCUGGGAUGAGGUUAAGUUUAUUGACUAAGACCCUCACUGGUAUUCUCAUAGAGUCUUAUUCAUUCAAGACUUCACACCAACAAUAUCAACAGGGACAGUGGAAUUGAGAUUCCUGAAGCAGGCAUUCCUAAGAUUGAACAGCAUAGCCAGCGUGCAGAGAAAGUCAUGUCCGAUAUUCCGGGGCUAGGUGGAUUUUGCUAUCAGGCUAGUGAUUUUAGUUCUUAACUUGCCUGAAGGUCAAGUGCUGUUUUUUGGAGAAAUUCAAAUUACAGAGGAUUGUAAUCAAUCCUGCUAAUCAAAAAGGGUUUUGGGGCUAGUUGAAAUGACUUGUGGGCUAGUACAUGCUAGCUACAGCUUGCCCAAAUGGCAGGCUGUAAGACUGACUAUCUUUGCACCCUGAUAGCAUCCAAUCAUUACCACAACAGAUUGCUGAGGGAACAGUUUCCUCCUCUAACAAUACCAACAAUGCUUUGGAUUGAAACCCACGGACCAUGAGUGAGGUUCAUGAUACGCCGGUCACUAACAACCAUGUAAUGGUGGUACAAAUAGUUCUACUCAUUAAAUCGACUUAUUGCCUCGCUGAUUUUGUCCUGCACAUACUGUUGAAACGUCGGGAUCAGUAUCUAUGUGACAAUUGUGAGACUAAUGAUUAACAAAACCCUUUAAUUACUCCUUUCAGACAGGGGCAAGGGCACAUUUGAGAGCCAUUGGUUUCAAGGUAAAUAUCUAUGUUUAAGGUAUCACCACUAGGGUGUGGCAAACAUGCUGUCCAUCAACCUGGAGUAAAGGCCUGUUUACAUGGAGGUGGGAGACCCCAAGCAGGUGAGGUAACCCACUUUGGUGGGUAACCCUCCUGUCCACAUAAUCUCUCAUUAAUUUUUUUUAAUUUGAUCACGUUUACAUGAUAGGUGGGGUGACCCGCAGCAUGUUACCUCACCUAUCUGGGGUCCCCCACCUCCAUGUAAACAGGCCCUAAGUGGUGCAACCUGUUGAGCUUGUUUUUGUUGUUGUUGUUGUUGUUGUGUUUAAUUGUGAGUUGUGAAAUUACAAUUGGUAAUUGAAAUUGACAAAUUGCCCAACAUGCAAGGAACAUUUGCUGAGAUAAAGACUAUGUUAGUGAAAAAGGGGGUUUGGUAUCUCCAAACAACUGCUUCAGGUCCUUAAUUUUUAGCAAUAUUUUGCCUUCAUUUCUGGUUUUGUUUGUUUGUGGUUUUUUGGGUGAAUGAAAUCACAAAGUGGAACUGAUGCAUUACAAUAAUUUUUAUUGGUGGUCAACUUCUUUUAAAAAGCCACACCUUCAGAUGCUGCGAAUGACUAAUCCCCCAUUAAUAUUUUUAGACAAGUUUAAGUUUAUUAUAAUUAAGCCUAGUUCAUUUUUUAUGGGAAAUUUAUUGUUAUAUGAAUGGAUGGAAUUUGAGUGUACUGUGCAAAAUCACUCUAUCCAGCUCAUUGGGUAGAAUAUGGAAAUCAAUGUGCACAGUUAAACAGAAUAAUGUAGGCUACAGUCGCUAGUAGGUCAUUAUGCAUUUUAAAACCAGUAAUCUAGUUUUUUUUUUGUUUCAUUGUUAGCAAGUUUAUUUCUCUUAUCCUUUUUAGGAUGAAGAUUUUACAAAACCACUUAUAACAAUAGCAUGCCCUUACAUCAAUGUUAUACCAUGUAACUUCCACUUCAGGUAAAAAUUCUUUAUUAACUUAUGAUUAUGGUUUUAAUAAUGAUAUCGACAUUAAUGAUGGUAAUGAUAAUGAUAAUGAUAAUUAACAUUUUUUUUUUAGAUCAAGGUGAAUAUCAAGCUGCAAGGAAUAUUUAUCAAGCCGCGAGUUAUUACUGUUAAUAUCCAAGGCCACAAUUCACCAUGUGAUCUCAUUGGAAUAAUAAUUAAUUUAAAAGAAAAUAUAGUCAGUUCAGUUCUGGUGGGCUAUAUAUUUCAUUAAUGGGGAUCAAACCAAGAGCUCUAUAUAAACAAUUUGUUCCUGCAAGUGCCAAAUAAAAAAUAGCCAUAAGACACUGAUUCAAAACAAAAUGUCCGAAUCCAUGCUGUGCAGUGUAAAACUAAAGGAGUCCAAAUAAGAUAUUAUUAAAAAAAUCUGUAAGUUUAAUGUUUCCUUUAAAAAUAUAAAGCAAAACACCUGUACGAGUGACAGAAUGUAAUGUAAAAUUGCAGGGAGCUUGCAGAUCACGUGAUUAAAGCUGUUGAGGAACAGGGAGGUAUGACAUUCCUCUGUAAUGACAAGCCAAACUAUUAGCAAAAUCAUAAUUAAAUCAAUUGUUGAUGCAGUUGAUAUUUUUCUUGGGAAAAUAUGGCACAAUAAUUAGAAUGUGCAAAAUGUGCAAAAAAAAAAUUUUUUUUCACAGUUUUUUUUUCUUUCUUUUUAACUUUUUUGAUGACUCCACAAACAGUAAGAUAUACUAAUGUACAACAGUAGUGAGCUGAUACAUGUACACAAUCCAAGCUAAGAUCUAUGAAAUACUUUGACACUUAAGUUAAGGAGUGCCCUACCUUGCCUUUCAGGGAAAGCUGUUCUGAGUUGUACACCUGUCAUAAGUGAUGCAAUGACAAUGGUAAUGGACUAAUUACUCAUGCUUGUAAUAGGCCAAUUUCAAAUUUAUAUAUAACUUUAGCCAAGGUCAAAAGCGAGCUCAUGUGGGAACUUUUUGAGAAAAAAUCAUUCUGAAGUAUUCAGUUUUCUAAGCUAGCAUCACUUGUCUGAAUACCAAAAAUAGUCAAAAUUUUACUCCUGAGCCCGCAGUAGAUGAAACUGGUCACUGGAUACCUUCUUUUUGGCAGCUUUUAAUUGAUCAUAACAUGGAUUCCUCCAGGAUGUUCAAUAUCAAGUUCAACACAAUUUUACAAACUUCUACUUAAAUCUUAACAACACCUAUAAUUUGCCUCCUUUUUUGACCUUCAAGCUUUACAAAGCAUCGUACAUGUGUUUGAAUUUUCUCUUUGAUAUGAAGUGAGUAUUCAGAUUUAAAUAAUAUUGUAAGGCCCAUAGCGAGGUGACUAGUAAUCUUGUUUGUUUAAAUUAUUCUUUAGGGAACCAGUGGUAUGAAAUAUUCCCUGAUAUCAAGAGACUGGAUCACAGAUUGCAUCGAAAUAACACAUUCUGGUUACACAGGGGUGAGAUAAAUAAAUACUAAAAAGGAUUGUCAUUUUCAUCCUCUUUAUCGAUAACAUGGUCUUUUUUUUUUCUCACACAAUUUUGUGCAGAUAAAUCUUCAAAUUUGCUGUGACAAAUUCUGUUGUGUUCUCUUCUCCUCCUCCAUACCUUAUUUCUUUUUUUAUUUGAAGAUGAUGUGAACUGCAGAAAUACAAAUUUCAAAUAAAUAUAUGAUCGUCGGGUCGCAGUGGUAAUUGCAAUUUAAGCAGUUGCAAAUAAAAAAAAAAGAAAAAAGAAACCGGGACUUCAACAGGAUUCGAACUCAUGGCCUCCGCGUUAGCGCUGCAGUGCUGUACCAUUUGAGCUAUGAAGAACCAUACAUUGGAAGUUGGCCAAUUUGUUGUUUAUUUUCCCCUACCCGCUGACGUCCUCUUGUUCCUUCUGUGAAAUAUUUUAUGUUUCUCUCUAUUUUCAGCAUCUAGUUUAAGGUGACUUUGUUGUUAAUGAAGGCGCAGUGAGCUAUGACGAACUUUCGUUCGUCAAAACUGUUAAAUCGCACCUCAGCGGGGAGCGGGGGGGUGACGAACGACAAGACAGAAAAUAUCGAAAGGAGGUAUUAACCAGGGGCCUCUAUAGCCAAAUCAUUGCUUCAAUACCUGUGUCUUUUCCUACUCAGGAUGGUAUGAUCUGCCUGGCUGGUUGUGACAAGACAAUACCUGGUGUAACAAUGGCUCUGCCAAGACUCAAUGCGGUGAGUUUAGAUACUGCCUCACUGGAAGGUCAUGAGUCUGUUGAGAUGACCAGAUUAAAAGUGUCCCAAAUAGCUGUUACGCAUGGAAUUGCCAGGCAUGAAACUACUUACUUUGCUAUAUUAUUUAUUCGGACAUAAUCAACAUCGUCGGCCCAUGCCAGGCUCUAGUCAGUGCAGAACGCAGAGCGCAAAACCCGGGCGAACACCCCAGCGCCCAUGCAGUUUUCGUGCAUUUUUUUUCCAUCCACUUUCCCCACUAUCUUAGAGCCUGGAACAGGCUAUAAUCAACAGUAAACCAUAAAUAGAGUGACCAAAAUUGCCCGUUUGCUGCUCUGUCUUUUUGCUUUAAACGCGGUUCUUAAGGUGAUGUUACACGGUACGAUUCGCAACAACGAUUUUUGGCUCAACACAGCAUUACAGCAUUGGCGCGACAUUGUUUCGAACGGUUGCAGCAUUGUUUCAACAUUGCCACGCUGUGUUGCGCUGAGAAUCGUCGUUGCAAAUCGUCGUGAGUAACAUCACCUUUAAUCUGUCUAUUUUCUGUGCCGUAAAGGAAAAAAAUUAAAAUUGUCUUCCCCGCCCCCUUCCUAGACGUGUUACUCCUAGCAGUACGUUGCCGUGGUUUACUGUCAUCUCGCUACCAACGAAAUCGCCACCAACGAAUAACUCAGUGAAAUAAUUGACAUAGUUUGAUACCUAGGAUAUACUUGCGUCAGAUUUUUUACUUUUUCGCCAAGCUUAUUCGAAUUUUAAGUCGUCCCAAAUACAAAUGUGUGGAUCCUUACUGACGAUCCUUGCUUUGACAUGUCAUGCUCUUAACACUAAAUACCGAUAGGUUCGCGGUAAAUUUACUUUGACAUUUAGAAAAAAGAAGAAAAAAGGCAGAAACGUUUCACAACCACCAGUCAUUUCUUUGAAAGAUGGCAGAGUAGAGGUUAAUAGAAAAUUUAUGUCCAUGAAAGUUCUUUUCAUUUGUGUGUACUUGGGAGUUUUUAAAGAUAAUUGGUAGCUAUUUCGGUGGUGGCGAGAUGACUGGAUAUCGUUGCCGGUACUCAUUUAUUCACUUGGAUGGAGAGAGAAAAAAUGGAACAAGGUUUCUUAUCUAAGGAAAUAACGCGACGGCAAGGCUUGAACCUAAACCUUCCGCUGAUCCAAGUUCACGUUGUAGUUAGUCACCUUUCCUGAAGCACAUUUGCGUGGUUCUAGUAGGCUUUCACCAUUUAAACCCUAAUAUCAAAAUUCAAAGUCUCAUUUGUUAUCCCUAUCAUUUUUGAUGGAAGUAGUGGGGAGAAUUUGUUGAAGUAUCAGUUAGAUUCACCUUGUGUGAUCAUGUCCUCAAUUCUCAUGUCCACUGUGUUUUAUUAUGCAGUGAUAUCACAAGGAGAAAGUUGAUGCUGAUCAAUCUUGGGACUUAAAGGGUUAAGGAUCUUUAAAAAAAUGAAAUUUCUUGUUGCUGUGUGUUGUUAUUAUUAUUAUUAUUUUGUUGUUGUUAUUGUUUUUUAAAUAAUAUCUUGAUCAUGAGGCACCUCUGAAAGUAAAGGACUGAUCAAUAAGCCUUACUUCUUAUCCUCUGCUCAACAGUGUGGUAUAGUAGUUUAUGGUGGGACCAUGCUACCUGGUUGCGGAAAGAAACAUAAGAAUUUAAGUGCAGGGAGUCCAUUUGAGGUAACUUCAUGGCAUAUACUAUAAAAAACUGAAUAAUUGGAUAAUGCAAUUCUAGAGCUCUCAUUAGCUUAGCCAUCAUGGUAUAUUGGCCAUUAUACCCGGCAUGCCCUCCAAAUAUGUCAACUGUACGCGUCUGCUCAAAAUUAAAAACAAGGUGAAAAUAGGUUGUUUGUACAAAUAAAGUCGGGAAGAAUUCUCGAUAUUUUCUGGGCGUUUUUAAUAAAACAAUUAUUCCACUCGUGCUGUUUGGAUAUGAGAUGAUUAUAGCCAACUCAUAUCCAACGCGCACUCGUGGAAUAAUUGCUAAUUACAAGCUUCCAUGUCAGUUCGAGUACAUGCUUAACCACGUUCCAUACAGUGUACUUAGGGCUCGGAAAAAACUUCACGUUUACCUUGCCUUUUGGGCAAGUAGCACUCGCAUUUUACACCCGGGCCACUCACUCGUCUUACAGUAGUUAUUAGGGACCUUAAGCAAGGACGACGACGACGGCAGUGAAAACGUCGGUAAAAAAAAAUGAAUUUGCGUUCUUUCAAAUUUAAUCGCUUCUAUUUUGGAGCCGCGCAAUAUGUCAAAUGCAGGCGACUUUUCCUGGAGUUGAAUUCUUAAGGGAUUUUAUUCAGGUUCAAAGAGAGGAAGAAAAAUUUGUCGUGGUAUGUUCACGCCCUCCAUAAAACGACAAAUUAGGAGGUUUCACGUCGUAGUCGUGCAUUGGACGUCAAAGAAAUGUACUAAAAAGCGUGAUGCACGUGCAGAGCUGUUGUUUUGAUCAUUACACCUAUUGUUUUUUUCGAAGUCGUCGUUGUGGUCGUCGUCCUGGUUGCUUAAGCUCCCUAAUGUUUUUGUUGGUGGAUGUUUUGCCUAGACCCUUUCCCAUUGGGCAAGUGAACUUUAAAAGCUACUUACCCAGCAGCUACUUCUCCCGGAUUACCCGAUUGGAUAACGUUUUUUUGGAACCUCAAAAGAUUUUACAGGUGACGCCGUGCAAAGCCUAUAGCUAGUAAAUUGUACAGAGGUUGCGUUCUUCCGUCCACAAGUGUCUGUAGUUCAUGGUACUAGAUUCGUUCAAUGUAGGAUGUACGCAUUGCUCAACAUAUGGUAUUGAAGUGUAUUGGCAUGCUUGUAAUAAAAAAAAUGUCCCCUGUUCUAGGCAAUAGGUUCUUACAGUGCCGGGUUAAUGGACAUUGAAGAUCUUAAGGAUAUUGAGUGUCACGCCAUACCUGGACCUGGAGCGUGCGGUAAGAAAAAAUACUCCAAGGUCGGGUUGUUUAAAGCAGGGUUAAGAUAACCCAGGGUUAAUGCGUAAGUUAAAUUCAGAUAUGAAAGCUCCAAAAAUAAAAUCAGUUUUAUUCUUUUUGUCUACAAUUUGAUGAUUGGAUGCUCUUAAACGAAUGAAGGGAAUUAUCCGGGAAAAUGCUUUUGAACAAAAGAAAAAAAACGGGUUAAAAUUGUCCAAAAGACCUUUCCGCGGUUUUUCUUUUUUGUUUGUUUGUUUUGUUUAAAUUUUUUGUUUUAGAAUAAUUUGAAUGGCUAUCUGGGGUUACAACCGUUGGAAAAUACCAAUUUUCACUUUUUUCUUGUUAUUUUUUUUUUGUUAGGGGGGAUGUUUACAGCAAACACCAUGUCAUCUGUGGUUGAAACCCUUGGGCUGACACUGCCAGGUAUGUAGUCAAUCACGAGAAGUAUUCGUUUUCAAACUUAUCAAGAUGAAGCCUUGCUGGGACGGUUGAUAGGCUUUUGUACAUUAUGCUAGCAUUUUUUCGAGCAUUUUAGUGAGGCAAAAGCAUUGAGCAUUAUUCGAGCAUUUUAGUGGCAUUUUCCCCGGAAAAUUAAUUUUUCCGAGAAAAAAAAAAAAAAACUUUUUUCAGGAGCCCAUGCCCCAUGAGCUCCUGCUUUUUUAAACAAAAUGAAGACUAAAAUUCAAAAUUCACAAAAAACCUAAUACAGCUGGUUUUUUUGGCUGUAUUUAUGAACUUGGACACGUUGUCGUUGUUACUUGCAACACUUGCACGUUUUUGUAAGUGUAAACUUUGAAAUUAAUUUUUAAAAAAAAACCGUUUUUAUAAUGAGCAUUAUCCGAGCAUUUUAGUGACCUUUUUAGGGAGACCGAGCGUCUUAGACCCUGUUGACAUGGAGUGGGGGACCCCGGUCCAGUGGGGUAAGUUUCUUUUGUUUUGUAUCCCCCAGAGCGUGAAAACAAAAGAAACUUACCCCACUAGACCGGGGUCCCCCACUCCAUGUAAACAGGCCCUUAGUGGGAAAAAUGGAUCAUUAAGGUGGAGCAUUUUAGUAGGGAAGCAAAAGCAUAAUGUACAAAAGCCUAACGGUUGAUGUCUUCCUUAUUAAAUCUAAUUGCCUCUUUCGGCGUUGUUUUUGCCAUCGUCGUAGACUUGCUCACAAGUCGAGCUUUUGAGCGCGUAGCGCGACUGUGAGCGCGAAGCGCGAUCGUACGAGCGCGGAGCGCGAGCGACCACACCAGACCAGAAAACCAAGCGAACGACUUUGAGAAAGUCUACCAUCGUCGUCGUCGUUGCUUGAGCUCCCUAUUAGGGACUUUAAGAUCCAACGACGCGGACGACAACGAGAACGUCAAAAAAACAAUUGGUUUAAUUAGCAAAACAACAACUUCGCACGUGCAUCACACUUUUUUGUACAUUUCUUUCCCGUUUUUGCACGACUACGACGUGAAAAUGCCUAAUUUCGCGUUUUAUGGAGGACGUAAACAAGUAACGACGAAAUUUUAUUUGUCUUUCUGAGCUUGAAUUUGGUCCCUUGAAAUUCAGCUUCAGGAGGGUUCGCCUACAAUUGACAAAGUAAGUGGGUAUAGGAAUAAUCGCUAUAAAGACUGAAAGAACGCAAAUUGACUUUUUACGCAACGUCCUUGUCGCCGUCGCGUCGUUGGAUCUUAAAGUCCCUAUCAUCUUGUGUAAAAGGCUUUCUGUUUUUGUUUACUAGGGAGUGCCUCUGGUGUUGCUGUGGAUAGUGAGAACAAGGUUGGUGUCUUUUGGUUUUAUGUUAAACGACUCAUGAGGAAAUAAAACCGGUCAACGGGACUUUACUUUACUGAUUGAUUGAUUGAUUGAUUGAUUGGUGAUUGAGUGAUUCAUCGUCUGAUUGAUUGAUCGAUCAAUCGAUUGAAUGACUGAGUGAUUGACGGACUGACUGGUUCGUUGAUUUUUCUAUUUCCAAAAACUUCUAUGUUGAAAUGAAUCCAAUAGAAUCUUCCUAACCGAUUUACUCUCCCUCGCAACCGCUCUUUGGAUUCGUGUGUGGCCGAGUGGUUAACACCUCGAACUCCCGAUCUGGAGGUCCGGGGUUCAAGCCUCGCCCGUCGCGUUGUUUCCUUAGACAAGGAACUUUACUCACUUUGUCUCUCUUCAUCCAGGUGUAUAAAUGGGUUCCGGUGACAUACUGCUUGGGGGUAACCCUGCGAUGAACUAGCAUCCCGUCAACGGGGGGAGGAGGCGGGCGGGUAGGGGAGUAGCAAUACUCCUAGGUGCUUCAUGCUAAUGAAAACCGGGAUAAGUUCCGGCCGUUUAGGCCUUCGGCUCGUGUGCGCCUUUUCCUUUUUUGCAACCGCUUUUUCACUCGUCACGCAAAACUCCUGGCCCCAAAAGAACUUUGGAGACAAGCAAUACGUGGCGCUACAAUAUUGCUUCGUUGGAGAUUAUGACCUCUAGUUGGAGUCUGGAUUAUCCAGAUCCGAUUCACGUGUCAUAUGUAUCAACUGGGCAUUUUACAGUUGUAUGUUUAGUGCCCUGGUCUUUGACUAAAAGCGAGGCAAGAGGUGACCUUGUUUUUUUUUUUUUGCAAACCUUGCCGUUUUUCACAUGUAAUAAAUGAUCAUGUUGACGGGCUUGUUAGCAUGGGAAUAACAUGUUUACCAUUGAAAAGCUUUUCUGAAUCUUCUGUCCUGUCGCCGCCAUAUUGGAAAACGAGAAGACCCUGGGGACGAGGUUGUUUCUACGCUUGAGCAGUUGGAGUGGGUAUUCCGUGGUGAUAUUUCUUCAGUUAAAUAAUAACAACAACAACAAACAAAAUAAGACAACACAUGUCAAACAUCAGGCCAACUCUCUUAUAUUCCGUCUCUUUAUAAAGGACUUUCCUCUCUUCCUUGAAGUGCUUUUUUAUCUUUCCUGGUUAGUUGUAGCAAGUUGUAGGUUAGUUAGCAUUGUAACUGACUAGAGUUUCUUAUUCUCAAGGUGGCUGAGAAAAAGUUGAGGGAGGUGGAAGAAGCUGUCAAGACAUUGUUUACACUCAUGAAGACAGGACAAACAUCUCGCGAUAUCAUGACUAGAAAGGUAUUAUGAUAUUCAGAAUAUUGAAAGUCAGUAUCUCUUAAAACAAAUAUUUUAAAUUUGUUCUUGCCUUGAAAACGCGUUAUAUUGGAUGUUGCCGAGUGUUGUAAAGGUCCAGUAACCCCUGAAGACCACCUCGUUGAAGGUGUGAACAAGCUAUCAUUACACAGACAUUUUAUCAACCGACCUUCUUGUCGCUCUAAGCGGAAAAUGGGAGUAACGAGUGCUACGAUGUAAUAGCAAAGAAUGAUUGAUUGAGUGAAAAACACGUUAAAAAAAUUUUGUCGAUAUUAUGGUUCUUUAAGGUGGCUCUACCCGGUUUUUCAAUAACAAUGUCUAUUCUCUUUCAAAGCGAAAUAAGAAAAUCGAAAAUCGAAUUUUAACCAUGCAUAUUCAUGGUUUGGAUUACAGUCGUAGUUUUUUUUACGAAAUCAACCUAUCCAUAGGCAGGUCUUUGCCCCGCAAAGAAGUUGUUGAAGGAAAGUACAUGUGUAGUUAAGGUCUAAGCCAUGAAUCUUUUCCCAUCCUUAACAGGCCUUUGAGAAUGCUGUAACAGUCAUGUAUGCCUUAGGUGGAUCCACUAACGGAGUUCUUCACUUGCUGGCUCUGGCGCAUGAGUAGGUUUUUUCUUAGACUACGAGUAGUCCUCAUUUUUCUUCAGGUAUAGUCGAGAGAGCGAAACGCGAACGCGCGUGAAAAUCCCCUCACUCGAGAGAGACGAGACUAUCCCAGAGGAAAAAUUGGGACUACGAGUAGUCUAUUUUUAUCUCCUUAUUAUGAAUAAUUAUUUGACAAAAAAAAAAAACAUUUAAAUGAGACUUAUGCAUUAGACUUUUCCACGUUUUUAUCAAGUUUUGAUGAGAAUCAUUUGGCGAAAAUCUGUCAACACCGCUGAAAAGAGCCCAUUAUCAUUUGUAAACUUGACAGGUUUGGAAGUAAUUCGUCUAAAGUGAGCGCAGAUAGAGCUCCCUAAAGUCGCGAAAUUGUACAUGUGAACACAAGACUGAGAUGGCGCGGUGAACCGAGCCAGUCGCCUACCCAAUUAACCAAGUGUGUCAUGUGCUCACUCUGUGGUCUCUAACCCCAUUAUUUUUUCUAAGAUUAAAAAAAAGACAUUUCGACAGUCUCCUGUCACUGAGGAGUAGGGAUGGGUAAACUAUAACCAUUUUCGUUCGUUUUAGAUCUGACGUGCAAUUUUCCAUUGAUGAUUUUAACACAGUUGGUGGAAAGGUCCCACUGAUCGGUAAUCUCAAGCCCCACGGCAAGGUAUAUAGUCGAUAACUUUGAAGUGAGAUUGACGCACGGCUAACGAAACCAUCUAACUUUGGAAGGGCAGAGUCUCAUUAACUGGGAAUCGGCUAAAGGGAGUAAGUUUCAAAUCUUCUCUUAAAUCUGAACUCUCGUUAUGUGAGACUCUGGUUGGUAUGUGACUCUCCUUUUCAUAUCCACGUUGAAAUCACUGGUGAUCCCUACAAUCUGAUUGGCUCUCAGGAGUGUGAUUUAUUCAAGAUUCACACCAGUUUUUUUUUUUUUUUUUUUUAAUCACAUCUGUUCUAAAUCGUUAUUUCUGUUUUGAAUCGCACCAUUUUCGCUCCAUAUUGCGUUAUUUCCUUUUCGGGUACAAAAUGAGAUGUAAAAGCCCUUUUGUUUCCGCUUUUCAGCAAACCGGCUACUUGGUCAAAUAAAUUGGUAAAGACUGAAUUCUACGCCGUAUUUCAAAAUGGCUGUAAAUAAAGUGGUAAUUGAACGUCAUGUCGUGGAAUUUUGGUCUGAAAUGAUACUCUUGUGAUUUCAAAUAGAACUCGCGCUGCGCGCUCGUCUGAUUUUAAAAUCAUGCAUUUGAUUUCAGACCGAAUUGCACUCCUCCCUCCACUUAGUUCAAUUACCAUUAUUUGAUUAUCGUUGUAUUCAGUUGUAUUUGACUAACACUAUAAAAUCUUCGUAGUCGUUUUUAAACAUCACUUGUAAAUGUGUACAGCCAGGAUACUGCAGGGGCACCCAACGAGGAUAUAGAUCAAAACCACUUAACAUAGCAUUGUUGAACGUAUUUUAGUAUUCAAACGGUAGAUAUAGGCAUAUUUUUAUCCCCUAAAAACUUUUCAUCUGUUUGGAUUUCCUAGCUGGAAAUCUAGUGAUCCCAAAAUUAUAGGGAUAAAAACUUACCUUCUCGAAAAUUUCAGCCAGGAAAAGGCUCCCGAAAAUUAUAGGUGGCCUUUUUUAGGGUCAAAAUCCGUUAAAAAUGAGUAAUUAUACUAUUUUGUAGAUGUUCGAAAAUCCUAGGAGAGGCAGGUAAGCAAGAAAUUUUACAACAAAUGCUACGAAAAUUCUAGAUCUCAAAUCGUCUUCCGAACAGAUAUUUUCCCGAAAAUUGCCGUUGGGUGCCCCUGAUACUGAUACAUCCUUUCCUUUCUUUUUUUCUUGGAUCUCAAUACGUGUUUUACAAUUGCUUUUGUUUCUAUUUUCGUUUUUUAGUACCAGAUGGCUGACUUGGACAAGAUUGGAGGUCUUCCAGUAAGUGGAAUCUUAAUUUACCAGAGAAUUCCUUUUUUUUCCCGUACUAAUAAAGACAAACAUACUAUCUUCUCUCUCAGAUAAUGUUAAUGGGCUCUGUCAAUUUUUGGCAUAAGCAAGAUUCCAACUCACUGUUUAAAGGAAGCGUUGGUCACGUGACCUCUUAGUGCAAGUGGCCUAUUGACUAAUAUGACAGUGAGUGAUAUUCAAUGUACCAGAGAAUUCCUUUUUUUCCCCGUACUAAUAAAGACAAAAAUACUAUCUUCUCUCAUCAACUGAGACAAAAAGCCUACUUCCGUUACAGUAUAGACUGUUCAAAGACCUCUAUGUUUCGGUAAGAUAGUGUAAGAUCGUCGAGAUCGAGCGCUUAACGUUACGGGCGGCCAUCUUGGUUUCAAAUAAACCGAGAGGGUUCCCUGAGUUAGUCUCCCUCGCAGCCGUUUUUGUCUUGUCACGCAACUCUCCUGUCCAACAGCGUUACGUGACGAGAUUAAAACGGCUGCGAGGAACGCUACCCCUGAGCUGGUUUGAUACUCAUCCCCCAGGCUAGAGACGGUACGUUUUAAGCCAAGAAUGCCCAAGCAUGUUAGGGAAGCUGGUCACUUUUGGUCGAUCCCCACGGUAUUAACGGAAAAAAUGGGGACUGUUAGACUUUCUAAAAGUCCUUUAUUUUAUUUUCCUGGUUGCUUGUGCCAUUUUAAAGAACUUUUCAUAACUUUUUGGCACAAAUUUAACCGGUCGAAAACUCUGCCGAAGAUGUCAUUAGGCGAUUUACACGGAGAGGUCAUCUGACGGACAUUGUUUUUUUUUUUUUUGAAAAUGAACGUUAUAUCAUUUUGCCUUCGGAAAACGAUUAGUGGUUCAUAUCUUAAACAAAAUAACAGUGAUUUGGUUUUUCAAACCUGCACCAUUUUCUUAAAAUGAGUAAGUUCGUAGCUGGUCACGUAGCCAAAAUGUGAUUUAUAAAAUUAUGAACUACCUCCUUCUGAUGCAAGUUUUUAACUUAAACUUCAAGGAAAAUGUUGGAAAGAUGAUGUGCCUUGUUGGAGGGCAAGAGUAUGCCCUCCAACAUGGCGGCCAAUACAAAUCAUACUACUUUGUUGAAAAAUCAAAGUGCCAUAAAAUAUCUCCCUUAGAUGCGUUUCCUCUCAAAUUUCUGGUGUAAGAUAAUGUUAAUGGGCUCUGUCAAUUUUUGGCAUUAGCAAGAUUCCAACUCACUGUUUAAAGGAAGCGUUGGUCGCGUGACCUCUUAGUGCAAGUGGGCUAUUGACCAAUAGGACAGUGAGUGAUAUUCCACGCCGCUCCCGACACAGCAUAUGUCAAUCAUGUUUUUUUCCCGCGUGAAUGUAUAAUAUGAUUCAAAUCCAUUCAGGCAAAACAAGUCGACCUCGAGACUUCGUCGCUCGCUGACCUGAUGCAUUGAAGCUCGCUUUCAAGAACUCAUGAGAGGUCGACUUGUAGUAUGUCUUGGAGACUGUGAACAGUGUAAUUACACUAUUAUUUGUUCAUUUUUGACAGAUUGUUUUGAAAGAGCUUCUUUACAAUGGCUUUCUUCACGGAGAGCAAAUGACAGUUAACGGAAAAACCGUGGCUGAGAAUCUGAAGGAUGUCCCAGGAAUUUCUGAGUUGGGAGCGCAGGUAAUUCAAAAGGGUCCCCAAAAGAUUUUUCGGGAUCCGGGAUUUUCCUUGUCUGAAACUCGGGAUUCGAGAUUUUAAAGCAAAAUCGGGACGAGAUUCGGGAUUAUCUGGUUGGUUGCGCCUGGAAAAACCGAAGCCACUAAAAACUAAUUACAGCACUCAACUUCCAAAUUUGACCUUUCUUAACCCCUCUCCUUUCAAAUUGUUGCUAAGCUCCCACAGGUCUUCUUUAAUUCAGAGGUUCCUUAAAGGAGUAUUAAAGGAACACUUAGUUCGCUCGCUUUUUUGGAUUAAAUGGACAUAGCCGUACACUCUUGUCACAGUUGAUCAUAUAUACUGUUGAUUCCUGUUUCUCACUUUUUAGUUAAUACUUUCGAUGCUCUGAUUAUGUCGCAGGAUAUCAUUUCCCCAGUGUCAUCUCCACUGGCCCCUGCUGGCAGACAUAUCCUGAUACUGAAGGUGAAUAUCCAUAGAGUGGCCACCCUCUAAUCAACGUCCAACAGCCACGGACCCAGCAAAGAUAAUUGUCAAUAAAUUACCGGAUAGAGGCAGGAGCCCCUCAUGGGCUCCUGAUAGAAGACCUCAAUUAAACGGCCGCUUUCGCUUUCCCAAGAGCGGUCACUUGACAGAGUAUUAACCGUACAUGCUUUGUUAAAGUGGAUAAAGCCUUCUUGAAAUCGAUUGAUUCAAGCGUGCUAGGCUCAAAGAAAAAUAACGCUAAGGGAAAAUGUGAGUAGGGAGAAGAAGGGAGAUUUGCCCUCUUGAAUUCUCUCCUGGCACACAUUGCUCGCCUCUCACGCUUGAGAUAAUUAAUUCCCGCGUUUCCUGCCUUAAGCGACCACAAUGUUGACGUUUAUUUUAAAAGACCCUGAAUAUCAGUCCGACACUGGGGAUCAAACCCACUCCUGCCCGCUCUGUAGUUAGGUGCUGAGAUAAAGUUUUCUUUUCAAUCGCGUUUAUUUAUUCCUUUAUCUUCCUGAAAGGGAAACUUGGCCCUGGAGAGCGCCGUACUCAAGCUUAGCGGCAAGGAUAUCGCAGGGCCAUUCCGUGGCCCGGUAAGUUAGUGUUGUUAAUUCCCGUUUACAUUUCAAGCUAUAAUCCUGAGAAAUGGGACGAUGUCAUUACUUUAGAGUCGCAGUGAGAUUUGCAUAGCAAUGAAAGGAAUCCAAAAUCAAUACGGUGUAUGUCCCAAAGGUUUCUGUAUUGUAUGACUAAAAUGGUACCAUGGUCGGUCUUUUAUUAAGAAAAAUGAAAGGCCCUAUCAAUUUUUAGGCCUUUACAUAGGUACAGGUCAGCUGGUUUGUUUUCCUUUUGAACACCACAAGCGGACCGUUCGAACUGUUCAAGGCAUUUUUGAUGUCACGCGCGACAUGCAGUUGCUGUAUUGCGAUUUCGUAACGCCCGCUGUCGGUGUAAUUCAAGUGAUCGAGAGAAAUGCUUCAUAAAACACAAAUGUUUGCACCUUUUGAUCCCAAAAGUUAAUGUAAGAUAAGAAAGUUGAAUAAUUAAAGAUAGUUUAGCAUGUGUUUUUAGUGUCGUCUUCCACGUUUUUGUGCAUUUUUGAGUCGCUUGAAACUGAGUGUCAGUCUCGCGGAUGACGCAAAAAAUGCUUCGAACAGUUCGGAUGGUCAGCCCGUGUGAACACACUGGUGACUACGCCAUUAUAGUAUUUGCAAUGCUUUGCAGGCAGCGGUGUUCGAUGGAGAGGAGGAGGCUUUUCAGGCUAUUAUGAAUAGAAAGGCAAGUUACUUUUGUCCAUCCCUAUUUACAUUAUCCUUAACCAAAACCUCGUUUCAAGAGAUAUGUUUUUGAAUGUUUGGGUUUUCUGUAUUUUCUGCUCCUGUUGUUGUUGUGUUUCUUAAAUUUGAAUCGUUAGCCAUCUUGUGGGAUAAAAACUUAAAAUUAGGUUAAAGCAUCUCCCACCAGUGGGUUUAGCUUUUGACCAACCGUAAGAGCUGUCCAUGAAAACAUGAGACAAAAAUACUUUUAAUGGUUGAAAGUUUACAUUGUUUCAUUCGCACAUUUCUCUUAUAUACUUCAAAAACCUCACUAACCAGCGCACCGAAGGUAGUGUUGAGAACUGGUACACUGUAAAUUCAAAAAGUCAGUUUCAGCCUCUCCUGGAACCGUUACAGCACAAUUUAAACCAAAACAGCCCAUCAAAGGCCUAUUUCAGCCCACGCUGGAAAUCAUUUCAACCCGUGGGUGCAAGGUAGCAGUAGGUAAUUGGACCGUCUUGGCCCUGAUUAUAAGGGAGCCAAACUGGACCCCCACAAAAAAAUAGAACUGUUUUUGACUCACCGAAACGGGAUAAACAUAAUUACGUGUUAUUAUUUUUAUUUUAUUUAUUGCUGGCGACAGGAGGAACCCGCACUCCUAAUCUCCAAACAUUAUCAGUAUUUUUUAUUAUUUUUAUUUUAUUUAUUGCGGGCUCCUCUUGUCGCCCGCAGUCCUAAUGUCUAUGUUGUAAUUACGCAUGCGUCGCAUGUAUGUAGCCAGCAUUUGUUUGGACUUCCACUAAGAAAGAGUGGAAUGCACGGAGAGAUCACGCGCGUUUUGACUAUCUGUCAUCUAAAACCUACGCGAAGCAUGGCAACGGAGCAAAACAAUUUUGACCUUCGAUCAUUGUUGCACUCCCUAACUUUUGGUUAUUACUAGUUUAUUUCAUCAUCAUCAUCAUCAUCAUCAUCAUCAUUAUUAUUAUUAUUAUUAUUAUUAUUAUUAUUAUUAUUAUUAUUUACAAUGUAGUCUUGUGUUCUAUUGAAUAACUCUUUCUUAAGCAUGAUAUUAAUUUAUCAUCAGAUAAAAGCUGGAGAUGUUCUCGUCAUUCGAUAUGAAGGACCAAAGGGAAGGUCGGUACUCGGUUUUGCUUUAUAAUCAUUGCUUAAUUAGUAUUUAUUUCCUCAAUUCAAAUACACAGAUCAUCAAAAUAAAUUGUAGAAAAAAGUGAAAGAAUAAACGGUGAUAUCUGGGUAAUGUGUCCGUUUAAACAGAAAACGGAAAUUCCUUGUUAAUAGCCAACUGCCUGGAAUGAAAUAUAAAGAAUUCAUAAUACUAUAAAUCGAAAAGUGAUUAAGAGGUAUAUAUAUUCACACCACGUUAACUCUAAAUGAUCAGAAACCUAUAAAAAUGAAAUAAAGCUGCCAUACACUUAAAAAAGUCAAUGUGCCUGUAAGGUAUUUAAAAACGAAAUAUAAAUCCAAAAAGUUCCUUCUUAACUCAAGAGGAUAAGUUAGAUCCCACUUCAAGAUAAAUUUGGUAGCACGCCUUGAGGCACGCUCGAGGGCUAUGAUUUUUUUUUUUUUUUUUUUUUUUUUUUUUUUUUUUUUUUAGUACUUGUAUGGGGAGACCAAACUUGACCAACGUUCUAGUUGUCUUUGAAUUCUUUUCUAUCUACUUUUUCGCAGCAAUUUUCUCACUUCACUUUAACCGAGUCUUUUCUCUGCUUUCUUGUCUUUUGUCUUUAGCCCGGGCAUGCCUGAGAUGCUUUCACCCGGUGGAGCUCUAGUAGGCGCAGGACUGGGGAAGAAAGUGGCUUUAGUUACUGAUGGACGGUUCAGCGGAGCCAGCCAUGGCAUUAUGAUUGGUCACGUGUCACCUGAAGCACAAGUAGGCGGUCCAAUAGCGCUUAUACAGAAUGGAGAUAUAAUUGUCAUUGAUCCGCAAAGUGCAACCCUUGAGGUGGUACGUCAAAAUGAUUCUUAAAAAGUGAAGCUGUUACAUGUAUGCCUAUUAUUACCAUAACAUACUUGCAGAGCCUUCUAAGACGCACAGCAAGGUUGCGAGUCCGCUAACAUGUACUGUCUUGUCAUGUCAUGUUAUGUCAUGUCUGUCACGUGAAGUUAUGUCUUGUCAAGUAAUGUAAUUUUGUGUCAUGUCAUAAGAUGUUACAGCAUGUGGCUUAUGAAAGGACAACAGUUCGUGUCUUCUUAAUGCAUUGCAAUUCAUGUACAUUAUAUUAAAUUUACAUUAUAUGACACACGUUGCUAUCAGGGUCAUUAAAAAAAAACGCAUGGUAUGUCUAACCUCCUCAAUCGGUAGGAAAAACGUUUUUGAUUUACGAUUAUCAUUUAAACAUUAGAAAAAUUUACUUUUGGUAUGAAAUUGAGAACAGCAAACAUGUGAUUUUUUUUUCCUUUCUCCACACUUGUGACAUGUGAAAUGGCUUUGUUUCGUAAUUCCGGUCGUAUUCGUAAUACAGUUGUAGUGUAUUUUCCCAAAAAAAAGCCAUCCUCUUUACGCGGCCUAUUGAUAUAGUUAAUUAAUUAAUUAAUUAAUUUAUUUAUUUAUCCAUAUUGUCAUAAAACAUCUUCCGUUAAAACUAAAAUUUAAAAUUAAAAUUUUGCUCUUCAGGAACUCUCUGAUGAAGUGUUGAGUGAGCGAAGGAAACAAUGGCAGCCACCUCCACGGAAACUCGUAGGAUUACUUCAUAAGUAUACAAAAGUAGUUUCCAGUGCUCACGAAGGAGCGGUUACCCACUAAUCAAACUAAAAGACAACCCUAGCGUCUUGUUCUUUGCUGUUCCUGAAGGCCCAGUAUUAUAGCAAACGUCCGCUCAUUCAAAGUAGCUUCAACGAUAAAUACGGAAUGAA
Molecule: messenger RNA, 20261 nt
Organism: Porites lobata
Lineage: Eukaryota; Metazoa; Cnidaria; Anthozoa; Scleractinia; Poritidae
Source: the annotation of a GenBank genome assembly